CUUCCCUUCCUGCUCUUUGUUUUCUUUCUUCCCUCCUUGCUCUUGCUCUUUGAUGAUUGGUUGGCAACUGCAUCUUAGGAUUUGUUUUUUUCCAUUUCUUUAUUUGCCCUGCUCCGGUCCUGUUGGUGAUUCUUUACCUGUUUUCUAUGUGAGAUGGCAAGCAUUCCUUUGUUCUUUUGGGCCACUGGAUUGGUUGUGACUUCUUUAACCCCUUGCCUUAUCCUGAACUUGCUCUGCUCAUUUUCUAUCAGGCCAGCAAUGGCAAACGGGUUGGCAAGAGCAAGGUAUAGAGAGAGAUGUGCUAACCCAUGAACUGCUCUUAUGCAUGCGACAGCCAUAAGCAUUGCUAUUAGGGUUUCAUGCAGGGCAAAGCAGCCUGUUUCCGACGCCUGAUAGCCUCCGGAAUCUGCGAGAUCUCCACGAGCAGCGUCGUCGGAUAAGGCAGCCGGCACGGCAAUGCCGGUUCCCCUUGCCCCGUAUCCAACUCCUCCGGUGCCAUUCACACCCCCCAAUGGGGCCCAAAGCCAGCUUGUCUGCACCGGGUGCCGGAAUCUUCUCAUGUAUCCAGCUGGUGCGACGUCUGUCUGCUGUGCAGUUUGCAGCACCGUCACCGCCGUGCCGGCUCCGGGAACUGAGAUGGCACAGCUAGUUUGCGGAGGAUGCCACACUCUCCUGAUGUACAUACGUGGCGCGACAAGUGUACAAUGUUCUUGCUGCCACACUGUUAACCUGGCUAUGGAAGCGAAUCAAGUCGCGCAUGUAAACUGCGGGAACUGCCGUAUGCUGCUUAUGUACCAGUAUGGCGCUAGGUCUGUGAAAUGUGCAGUCUGCAAUUUUGUGACAUCAGUUGGGGCCUCACCUGGUGCAGAGCAGAAGCCCAGCAGCUGAUGUUCCUGAAAAUACUGAGAUCACCUAUGAAGGCAGCUUCUGAAAAGGAUGCUUUGAGUGCACAUGUAUAGAGUUCUUCCCUGAAGCAAUUUUUUCCCCUCCUUUAUCUCCAUUCUUCCUAUCCAUUCUGCGUUCCUUCGAUGGACCUGGCGAGACCGCGGAAUAAUGAGAGUUUUGGGAAAUAACUAGUGCUCAACUUCGUCGACUUGUCUGUAAAACUGAAUGAGACAUAUACAUAAACCUAUGGUGUUUUCUGUGUUUCUGAAUUUCUGAAUGUUCCUUCUGACUGCA
Molecule: messenger RNA, 1179 nt
Organism: Panicum hallii
Lineage: Eukaryota; Viridiplantae; Streptophyta; Magnoliopsida; Poales; Poaceae
Product: protein LSD1
Exons: 6
Coding region: 457-888 (143 amino acids)
Source: RefSeq, a predicted model, not a curated record